CUUGAUUUCUCAUCAACACUCAAAAGCAAUAAACCAGCUCUCACUGCAAAUACUAUAUACGAUCACUCUUACUCACCUAUUCACAUACAUUAACGAUUUUACUAGAUAUAUUUAUACUUAUUAUUAUACAUUUUGUAUAUUCUUGAUACUGAAAUGGCAGGACAUGGUGCACACUACUCGGCUCCGGUUGAUGAAUGCGAAAAGCCUGUGAUUGUGGCUGUUGUCCAAGUGGAGACUUGUGAAGAGCCGAAAGAGAGCUUGAAGGAGAAGAUUCAUGAGAAGCACGAGGAAGUUGAGGCCAAGGUUCAUGAGCUCGAACACAAGAUUCAUGAGAAAGAGCAUGAGUUGAAGGAGAAGAUUCAUGAGAAACAUGACGAGGUCAAGGACAAGAUUGCGGAGAAGCAUCUUGAGAUGGAGGAGAAGAAGUACUUGAAGGAUCAUAAGGUGGAUGCUUAUCUUCUUCCCACAGGACAUUGUGAUGAGAGUGUGCUGGUGGUUGUUGAACCGGAGGAAAGCUUGAAGGACAAGAUUCAUGAUAAGGAGCAUGAGAUUAAGGAGAAGAUUCAUCAUGAGCACGAAGAGAUUGAGGAGAAGAUUCAUGAGGCCGGAGAGAAGAUUCACCACAAGCAUGAGGAGGUUGAGGCCAAGAUUCAUCAUAAGGAGCAUGAGAUUAAGGAGAAGAUUCAUCAUGAACAUGAAGAGAUCGAGGAGAAGAUUCACGAGGCCGGGGAGAAGAUUCACCACAAGAAUGACGAGAUCAAACACAAGAUUGAGGAGAAGCAUUAUGAGAUCAAAGAGAAGGAGCAUGAGCUUAAGGAGAAGAUCCAUGAAAAGCAUGAAGAGGUCAAGGACAAGAUUGCUGAGAAGCAUUUAGAGAUGGAAGAGAAGAAAUACUUGAAAGACCACAAGGUUGAUGCAUAUCUUCUUCCUACUGGCACUUGUGAUGAGAGUGUGCUAGUCGUUGUUGAGCCCGAGGAAAGCUUGAAGGACAAGAUUCAUGAUAAGGAAAUUGAGAUUAAGGAGAAGAUUCACCACAAGCAUGAUGAGGUUGAGGCCAAGAUUCAUCAUAAAGAACAUGAGCUCAAGGAGAAGAUCCACCACGAGCAUGAAGAGAUUAAGGAGAAGAUUCAUGAGGCCGGAGAGAAGAUUCAUCAUAAAGAACAUGAGCUCAAGGAAAAGAUCCACCACGAGCAUGAAGAGAUUAAGGAGAAGAUUCAUGAGGCCGGAGAGAAGAUUCACCACAAGCAUGAGGAGAUCCAAGAAAAAGAACAUGAGAUUGCAGAGAAAAUCCAUGGAAAGCAUGAAGAGGUCAAGGACAAGAUCGCUGAGAAGCAUUAUGAGAUGGAAGAGAAGAAAUACAUGAAGGAUCACAAGGUUGAUGCGUAUCUUCUCCCAACCGAAACAUGUGAGGAAAGUGUGCUACUAGUUGUUGAACCAGAAAAGAAGAAGAGCUUUGUCGAGAAGAUCAAAGAGAAAUUUCACCACCACCAUGACAAAGCCGAGACUUGUGAAGAACCUAAAGAGAGUUUAAAGGAAAAGAUUCACGACAAAGAACAUGAAGUUAAGGAGAAGAUCCACCACAAACAUGAGGAGGUUGAGGAGAAGGUUCAUGAGAAAGAACAUGAGCUCAAAGAGAAGAUCCACCACGAGCACGAUGAGGUUGAGGAGAAGAUUCAUGAGGCUGAAGCAAAACUUCACCAUAAGCACGAGGAGAUCAAAGAGAAAGAACAUGAGAUUGCAGAGAAGAUCCACGAGAAACAUGAAGAGGUCAAAGAAAAGAUUGCUGAGAAGCAUGAUGAAAUCAAAGAGAAAGAACAUGAAAUUGCAGAGAAGAUCCAUGAGAAACAUGAAGAGGUCAAGGACAAGAUUGCUGAGAAGCAUCUAGAGAUGGAAGAGAAGAAAUACUUGAAGGAGCACAAGGUUGAUGCAUAUCUUCUUCCAACUGAAACAUGUGACGAAAGUGUCCUAGUUGUUGUUGAACCUGAAGAGAAGAAGGGCUUUGUGGAGAAGAUCAAAGAGAAACUUCAUCGAUCCGACUCUUGCUCAUCAAGUGAUGAGGAAGAAAGCUUGAAGGAGAAGAUCCACGAUAAAGAGCAUGAGAUUAAAGAGAAGAUUGAGAACAAGCAUCAUGAGGUCGAGGAGAAGAUUCACCACAAGGAGCAUGAGAUCAAAGAGAAGCUCGACCACAAGCAUGACGAGGUUGAGGGAAAGAUUCACGAGGUUGAAGCAAAGAUCCACCAGAAACACGAGGAGAUCAAGGACAAGGUUGAGGAGAAACACCACGAGAUUGAAAACAAGAUCCAUGAGAAACAUGAAGAGAUCAAAGACAAGAUUGCUGAGAAGCAUUAUGAAAUGGAAGAGAAGAAGUACUUGAAGGAUCACCAGGUUGAGGCCUAUCUUCUUCCAACCGAAAAAUGUGAUGAGAGUGUGCUAGUUGUUGUCGAACCUGAAGAGAAGGAGAGCCUCAAGGAGAAGAUUCAAGACAAGCAUCACGAGAUCCAAGAGAAGAUCCACGACACUGAAGAAAAAAUUCAUGAAAAGAAUGAAGAGAUCAAAGAGAAGAUCCAGAACAAGCACCAUGAGCUCGAGGAGAAGAUCCACAACACUGAAGAGAAGAUUCAUGACAAGAAUCAAGAGAUCAAAGAGAAGAUUCAGGAAAAACAUCAUGAGAUCGAAGAGAAGAUUCACGACAAACAUGACAAGGUUGAUGCACCAGUAGUGACAUACCAAGAAACUGAAGAAGUUGUGUACUCCCCACCUGCUGUCAGUGUGGAGUACGCUGCCACCGCUACUGUUGGAUACGAGCCUGUUAAGGAGAAAAAGACCUUCAUUGAGAAGAUCAAAGAGCACAUUCCCGGCCUACACCACAGCAAGAGCAGUAGUCAUGAAGCCGAGAAAGAGAAGCUGGUGAAAGAGAAGAAAGACUCUGCAUACUAGUGACUUCUUCUUCAUCGGCUAAAUCAAAGCAGAGUUGAAGAUGAUGGUGUGGUUUUUAUUGGAUUCGAUUUGAGUUUGGUUCUUGUAUUUAUUUUUAUCAUGAUGUUCAUGAUAGGGUGCAUUACUAUUUCGUUUUGUUUUUGCUAUUUGUAAGUGAUUUCUUUGUAUAAGUUUCAACUCCAUAGGUAUGUUAUGGAGUUGCUGCAGAAUAAUAAAAGUAUUUAUUACAUUGUUUUGUAA
This is a messenger RNA of Daucus carota subsp. sativus, 3177 nucleotides long. RefSeq lists its product as uncharacterized. The transcript is spliced from 2 exons. The record is from RefSeq and is a predicted model, not a curated record. Lineage: Eukaryota; Viridiplantae; Streptophyta; Magnoliopsida; Apiales; Apiaceae. Bases 154 to 2937 code for a protein of 927 amino acids.